Messenger RNA from Penicillium antarcticum, 2259 nucleotides. Its product is annotated as transcription factor domain-containing protein. The record is from RefSeq and is a predicted model, not a curated record. Bases 1 to 2259 code for a protein of 752 amino acids. Gene Ontology annotation, biological process: regulation of transcription by RNA polymerase II; DNA-templated transcription. NCBI's taxonomy places the organism in Eukaryota, Fungi, Ascomycota, Eurotiomycetes, Eurotiales, Aspergillaceae. Gene Ontology annotation, cellular component: chromatin. Gene Ontology annotation, molecular function: DNA-binding transcription factor activity, RNA polymerase II-specific; zinc ion binding; RNA polymerase II cis-regulatory region sequence-specific DNA binding. The transcript is spliced from 3 exons.
AUGUUGAGGAGCAAACCCUACCAAUGUCAGCGAUGUCCACGGGCAUUUGCUCGUCUCGAGCAUCUCCAACGUCAUGAUCGCUCACACACCAAAGAGAAGCCAUUUACCUGUGUCCAGUGCCCCAAGGCCUUUACACGCAAAGACUUGUUGGCCCGCCAUGAGCGUCUUUCCCACGCGGAGGGCACUCCAAGUCGGGGUCAAGCAACGCCUUCCCCCGCGCAUCCUAUCCUAGACGGGUUGGAUACCUUGGCGUCUGUUGUCACCGACCAUGCGCAAUCGCGCCGUUCAAUAGGAUCGAAUGAUCAGUUCUCUGGCCUGUCACCAGCUGUACACCGCACCCCCCUCAUGGGUGCACAGUUGGCCAGCGACCCUCCAACUGCAGGCCCUACCCCAAUUACAGGUCCGGACUUUGGUUAUCUUGGUGGCUUUGCGCCUGGGCACUAUGAAGGAAAUGACUUUACGUCCUUUUUGGAUAGUGUACCCCUGCCCAGUCAUCCGUUCUCGCCAGCUUACCAACCUCUCCCCUUGUUUCCCCCGCUGCAAUUUUCUCCUGUUCCGGAUUAUGAUCAGUCUUCAGAUAGAGCGCCCUUGACGGCGACUACUCCGUCCACUCCUUCUAGCUCAGUAUUGCCUCGUCAUGGGGCUCAAUUGCCUUCUCUUCAGCCGGAAGGGUAUCAAACUACCCCCAAGGCCCGUCAGCCGACCGGUUUCGUACCGGUUACAGCGCAAUGUCGGGAGAAGUUCUUGAGUCUGUUAUCUAAUUUUGCUAAUGUUGUCCCGGAUCCAUCUCUUCCAUCCCGACAUGCAUUGUCUCGGUGCUUGACUGGGUAUCUCACCGGAUUUCACGAUCACUAUCCAAUCGUGCAUAUCCCAACCCUCGAUGUGGAGUCGAUGACCUUGCCGCUAUUUCUCUCAAUGGCGGCAUUGGGUGCGCGGUAUUGUCGCGAGCCAGAAACUAGCAUGCGUCUCUACCAGAUCGCGAAACCAGUGACAUUGGAACAUGUCCGACGGGUCUUCCAAUGUGGCAAAUUGCCUCCGGUCAAUGUGGCCGAUGACAUCGAUACACUGGAAACAUUACAGGCGCUGUUGUAUUUAACCUCAGUAUCGGCAUGGUUCAUUAACAACCCUCCUUACCAUGAGGCAUUAUCGAUUCGCAGUCUAAUGGAGAUGCUCCUUCGAAAUGGAGGACUUAACCGGCUCCCUGAGCAUGAUGGAACAUGGCACAGCUGGAUCCGACGGGAAUCUGUGAAACGAACGAGACUAAUUGUGUUUUGUUUCUUUAACAUCCACACUAUCGUCUUUGAUGUUCCGCCCGUGCUUCUUACCGAAGAAGUCACAAUCGAGCUGCCCUGUACUGAACAAGAAUGGCAAGCUCCUCACGCAGACCUCUGGCACCAAGAGCGCAUGAAGAGUCCCGGCGAACCGAAGUUCCAGAAUGCCCUCUCCGCCCUCUUUGGCAUUGAACAAAACAGCGACGUGGAGCGAUUUUCUUCGCUGGGGGGCUACGUGCUCAUCCACGCCAUCCUGCAAGACAUCUGGCUCAUGACAAAAGCCGGCCGUCUCCCCGUCUCGCGACGAAAUCGCUUCAAUCCUUCUUGCAUCUCGUCAACCCCCGAACUUGUUUCUGUUGAGCAAGCUUUGGAACGCUGGUGCCAAUGCUGGGAACGCAAUCAAGAAUCUUCAAUUGACCCACUCAGCCCACACGGCCCUCUGUCCUUCACCUCAGCAGCGCUCCUCCGACUAGCAUACAUCCGCCUCAACGCCGACUGCGGCUCAACUCGCCAACUGCAGACUUGGGACCCUGUACAGAUCGCAACCAGUCUCCGCGAAAACCUCUCCGUCCGCCGUGGCGACCGUCUCACACGUGCGGCACUACACUGCGCCCAUGCCCUCAGCACACCCGUCAAGCUAGGCAUCGGCUUCGUGGCCCACUCACAGGUCGCAUUGUGGUCAAAUCAACACGCACUAUGCUCCCUUGAAUGUGCUGUCCUCCUGGCCAAGUGGCUUGAAGCGGUCACAGUUCCGCAUCCAGAACCAGCAUUGACAGAGCAAGAAACCAGACUGAGGGAUUUCGUGCUGGAGAUGGUGAUGGAGGUGCAGCAUGGCGUAUCUCGGGAAUGGUUGCUUGCUACAAAUACCCGGCUCAGUGCGGCUGUUACCCGGUUGUGGGCACGGCUAUUUACGGCAGAUUAUAUUUGGGAGAUGGUUGCUUUGAUUGGGAGAUCUUUGAAUAGUUAUGCGGAUUUGCUGGAGCAGUAG